Pieris macdunnoughi is the source of this 3459-nucleotide messenger RNA. NCBI's taxonomy places the organism in Eukaryota, Metazoa, Arthropoda, Insecta, Lepidoptera, Pieridae. The record is from the annotation of a GenBank genome assembly.
AUGUUACGUAUUGAUAAUAAACACGAAUGGUUUUGUUCCGUCUUCACCACGGUCUUCGACUUGGCUGUAAUAAAUAACUUAUCAAUAUCUGAUCGAGCAUGGGUUACGCUAGCCACAAACGACUCUUACGGCUUAGGAGCCCUCGUCCUGGCGCAUUCGUUACGGCGAGUUGGCUCUGCCUAUCCAGCCGUUGUACUCAUCACACCUUCAGUAACCGACGCUAUGAGGGAGCGUCUUAGUGCAGUAUUUGAGGUGGUAACUGUUGACGUGCUGGACUCCCAGGAUGCAGCUCACUUGGCUCUGCUGCAGCGGCCAGAGCUGGGCAUCACCUUCACGAAGAUACACUGUUGGAAUCUAACCCAGUACGAAAAAUGCGUCUUCCUCGAUGCUGAUAUACUGGUAGUUCAGAAUUGCGACGAAUUGUUUGAGAGAGAGGAGCUUUCCGCAGCCCCUGACGUCGGCUGGCCCGACUGCUUCAACUCUGGUGUGUUUGUCUUCACACCCUCAGCAGACACCUUCAGUAGACUGAUUACAUUUGCACAGGAACGAGGGAGCUUUGAUGGCGGCGACCAAGGUCUACUUAAUUCAUUUUUCUCCGACUGGUCCACUGACAACAACAAACGACUGCCUUUUCUCUACAACGUUACGUCGGCCGCUUUUUACUCAUACCUGCCCGCGUUGAAACAUUUUGGGCAGAAUUUGAAAAUCAUCCACUUCAUCGGGCCAGCCAAGCCUUGGCUUCAACAUUAUAACUUUGAAUCUCAAAGCGUAGACGCACCAGAGCACUUAAAAGGUUUCUUACAAGUUUGGUGGAAUCUCUUUACUUCCCAAGUUCAUAAUCAGCUAGACGAAGCAAUGGGAAAUCUAGAACAACCUUCGGAGAGUCCAAGAGAUGUUGGAGACGUAAGCGACCUCCUACCAGAUGGUGAACAAAGAUUAAACUAUGCAACAUAUGACCCAGUUCCUGACCCUACAUCUGAAUUUCCAUGGCAUCAUCCAGAUAAACAAAUGGAAGAACGAGAGUCACUGGAUUUACAUGUACCAGAAAUUAUUGAUCCAUGGGAUUUCUAUCGGGGAAACAUUCUGCCAAUACCAGAACAGUCCAAAAUGUCCAGUGGAGAUUCCCCAGAUCUUAAUGAAGUGCGAAGAAUUGCGUGGGAGCAAACACAUUAUCCUAUUAAAGAACAUACGAAUGAAAAUAAUAAUUACGAUCAACACAUUCAUCAUCACAAACCUUUUAACAGCAGUAAUCGUGAUAACUAUCAUGAAUCUAAUAAUACCAAUACAGAUCACCUCGUUGCACAUAAAUCAGAUAAUAUUCACGAUACACAAAACUUCCACAAUCAUUAUGUAGAACCAAUUCAUAAUAGCAUAGAUUAUUACAAUUCAAACCAAGAGCCUCACGUCAAUCAUUUACAAAAAACUAUACACACAGAAAACAACAACUUUACUCAUAAAUCAAUGAAAACCAUUACUGACGUACCAUCGGCUAAUCAACACGUCUAUUGUGUUCAUAUGGAUCAUCAAAAGCCAACCCAAAAAUUAUCAAAGAAUGAAGAUAAUUCCUUAAAUGGUGAAGUAUAUGAGGAAGACGAUACAAAUGAAGAUAUCUUACCAAGGCAUCCAUACGAUGGCUAUUACUUAAGACACCAAGUGUCAAUAGAUUCGCGAGGAAAAAAGCUAUGUUCUCAUGAAAUACCGCCUAGUUCUCCUUCACCACCUGAGAGUCAAGAUGACUAUGAAGAUGCGAUCGUUCCAACAGAAAAUGGUUUUUGUAUGGAAGCAGAAGCUGAAACUGGCGUAGCUGGAAACUUAGCGCGAGUUCAGCCUGGCGUACCUUUGCAGCGUGAAGCGUUAGAUGAAUUGUCGCGCCGUCAGGGCUGGGAGUCUGGUAACAUUGACUACAUGGGCGCUGACUCUUUUGCAAAUAUUUGGGCAAGAAUUUCUCAAACUUUGAGUGAAGGCUCUCAAACUACGAAACAGUCUUCACCUCCUAAAGAUUCUCCUUCGGUAACAGAGGCACAAGAACCAGUUCAAGACUUAACCGAAAAAGUGGCAUCUGUAUCUCUGGAUGAAUCAAAUGAUAUACCUGUACCUGCAAGAGAAGCUGCUUCAGCUGCAGGUAACACGGGUGAACCUGUUUCAGAAUCUUUACCAAACAUCCAAGUAAAUGUUCCUGAAAGUAGUCCUGAAUCCGUCCUUAGUCUAGAAUCUAAACCUACUGUUACUGAAACCGAUGCAAAGACCGAAACAUCGGUACCAAAAAUUACAGUGCCUGUUGUGGAACAAUCAGUAGAUAGUUCUACUGAAAUACCUAUUGAAAACGUACCUGUUGUUGCUCCUCAAACGGAAAUUUCUGAUACAUCCAAAAUACCUUCAGAACCACUUGUUUCCUUAGAGUCGCAUGAAACACCCGUGGAACCCUCUUCUCAAGUGCAUGAUAUUGAGACCAAAAAUGAAAAUGAAAUUCCUAAAAUAGAUGUGGAGUCUCCUGAAGUGCAUGUUCCGGAAACUGCCUCUGUAGCAGAAACUGCACCUGUAGCAGAAACUGCACCCAUAGCAGAAACUGUAUCAGUUGCACUAGCUGAAUUAUCAGAUAGUCCAAAGCAUGAAACUGAAUUGCAUGAAUCUAAAGAGGUACCAGAUAAUGAACCAGAAUUAUCUGUAGUUCCUGCAUCUGAGCCUGCAUCUUUACCCCUGCCAACUGAGACUGAAAAAAGCGAAUCAAAACCUGAAAUUACUGAACCACUAGUGGAACAAGUAACGGCAGCACCUAAAGCCAACGAAUCUAAGUUAGAAACUUCAUCAGAAAUCCCGUCUGAUAUCCCUGCAUUAGAUCCUAAACCAGUGACUCCUGUCCAAGAGAAGCCGGAUACCGACUCUGUGCCUGAAAUCCCGCAACAGGAAAAAUCUUCUGAGAUAACGGAAAAGUCUGUUUCCGACAGUCCCCCGUUAGCUAAUACUCCAUCUACAGAAGAAGUACCUAGUGUCCCGGCGGCCAAAUUGGAGGAGCGUCGCAGGCCGGCGGCCAAACUGCAGCUGAAGCCGCCUUCUGCCGCCGACCCCCUGCCUACACCUGACAGCGAGUUUGAAGACGCCGCAUCUCUAGCACAGUCCAUCAUUGCCAGCGAAUUGCGUUCUCCAACAGUCACCUCCGCCUCACCACCUGCUGGUCCCACUUCUCCACAACCGCAAACACAACAAGAACGACUCGAUGUCAAAAAACCUGACGUUCCUACGCCACCAGUAGGCGCUGUGUCUCUGUCACAAAUUGGCGUCAAACCUAAAACAAAGCCUACCACAGCCGCUCAAAUAGAAUCUUCGGUAUCCGAAAAGACUGAGGCUGAACCACCCAAGAAGAAAGUUGUUAAGAAAGUAGUGAAGAAAGACAGUGCCUCUAGUGGUGAAGCGCCCGUUCCCCCCCCGCGAAAGAAAGAAAAGAAACCCAAAGAGAAAUAA